AUGCCUGGAAUUAAUCAUUUUUAUACGGGGAUGAAUAUUAGUCCUCCUAGUAGUUCUAAUGUUGUCAUAUGUUAUAUCAACCACCAGCAGUUGUUCAUCAACUUUGCAGUACAACAACAACAAACAUCUAACCGCCGUCAUCAUCAUGGCAAAAAAAACAUCCUUGCGUUCACCAUUUCGACAAUCCUGACGUUGGUCCAGAUGCGAUAUGCACAAGAAGAUCUGUUUGAAACGCACCACUUCGUUAUGGUGGUUGUUCUGUCUAGCGUCCUCGCAUACUGCCUGCCCUUCAGCUUACUCGGGCGACUACUGCUAGUUAUGAGGCCUAGUGUUAAUGCUGGUACGGCUAGCGAUGAACAUGAUUGUCAUGCAUACAUGUAUAAAUGGUGUCACAUCAUCAUGCUGCUGUUUGGCUCACUCUCAGUUGCUUCACUCUUGUGGCUUCUACUUUUUCCACACUUCCCUUCCUGGCGGCCUGUGCUCUACCUAGUUUUGAUCUUCUUGUUUUCGUUGGUGGUGCUGGUGUUAGCCUCGAAACUGGUGCCGGCCGUUGGCAAAUUCUUUUCUCCGGUAUGCCGAGGACAAAACCGUUGUAGGAGGACAAGUCCAUUUUUGCCCCUAAGCACAGUGGAUUUGUCCCAAAGAUAA
Molecule: messenger RNA, 648 nt
Organism: Prunus armeniaca (apricot)
Lineage: Eukaryota; Viridiplantae; Streptophyta; Magnoliopsida; Rosales; Rosaceae
Source: the annotation of a GenBank genome assembly